AUGCCUUCCUCACCAACACACGAGGAUCUUUUUGAGUGCACGAAAGCAAAACCAGCUUCAAACUUGAACACUUUUGCAGUGGGAGACAACUAUGCUUCUAUAUUCAAGUUCAGCCAAUUCAACAAAAUGCAAACAAGUGCCUUUCCCAUGAUAUUUCAAGAUUCAGACAACUGUGUGGUUACCAGUCCAACUGGAUCAGGGAAGACCGUGCUAUUUGAAGUAGCUAUCAUCAGAGCAUUGAAAGAAAAUAGCAAAGCCAAGAUCUUGUACCUCGCCCCAUUGAAAGCAUUGUGCAAUGAGAGAUUUUCGGACUGGUCCCAUAGAUUUGCAAGAUUCAACAUAUCAGCUGGAUUGCUCACAGGGGAUUCGGACAUGAGAGAGGUUCAGAGGGCAAGGGCUUGUAAUAUCGUUAUCUCAACUCCAGAAAAAUGGGACACGUUUACUAGACAAAGCAAAAACAGGAGAGAGUCUUUGUUACCAUUAAGCUUGCUUCUACUAGAUGAGAUACACGCAAUUAAGGAGAACAGGGGUGCAAAUUUGGAGGCUGUCGUUACUAGGAUAAAAAACCUGUAUCACAAUAUUCGGAUCAUCGCAUUAUCUGCCACCGUCCCUAACAUUGAUGAUAUUUCCAAGUGGCUUCGAAAACCAGGAAAACUUAGAGCCACUACGCUAAAAUUCAAUGACACGUACCGGUCUGUCAAGUUGACUAAGACCGUUCUAGGCUUUAACAGAAAACCCACAACAAACGAGUUCCAAUUUGAAGCGUUUCUCACAUCAAAACUUUUAGCCAUCAUCCAGAAUUAUGGGAAUCGAAAACCCGUUCUUGUCUUCUGUGCUACACGAAAAAGCACCAUAAUGACUGCAAAAGCGCUCGGUACAAAAUUGGGUUCUUACUUUCCACGAAAACCUCCUAUUACCGAUCGACUGCAACCACAACUGCUUGAUCUGAUCAACAACGGGGUCGCUUAUCACCAUGGGGGAUUGUCCUCAGAGGAGAGAAGGGUGAUCGAAAAUGGUUUUCUUUCAGGAAAAAUCAGUGUCAUCUGUUGUACAUCAACAUUGGCGGCAGGGGUCAACUUGCCAGCCUUUUUGGUCGUCAUCAAAGGCACGAAAACGUGGAUCAAUGGAAGCUUACAAGAAUAUUCGGAUUUGGAAGUUUUGCAAAUGAUUGGAAGGGCUGGAAGACCCCAAUUUGAGAAUCAAGGAGCCUGUGUCAUCAUGACUCAGUCAGCCGAAAAAGCGAAAUAUGAGAAACUUAUCCAUGGCACUGAAGAAGUAGAAAGCUCUUUACCACACAAAUUGAGCGAAAUACUCCUCAAAGAGGUGGAUUCAGGUCAAAUCAGUGAUUUUCAAAGUGCAAUCGAAUGGCUGAAAACGACUUUUUUUUAUCAGCGGUAUCUUGUUAGUCCAUACUCAUACGCUGGCGUGGUGAAACCAGUAAUAUACAAGAAACCUAGCCAUUGCUUAGAAUCUUUUUUACAAAAGGGGAUAAAAGAAUUAUGGGCUGGGGGUUUAAUUACAAUACAGCAGGGCGAAUUUGUCUGCUCAUGCUAUGGCGAUACGAUGCUGAGAAACUGUUUAUCGCUGGACACUAUGAAAUACCUCCUGAGGUUAAAGAAUAUUGAGCAGGACAAAUGUCUGGACUUCUUGAGUCAGACCCCUGAAUUUGCGAAGGUUGAAUACAGAUCUUCAGAAAAACCCCUUUUUCGCAAAAUCAAUCAGAGUCCAUUGAUUAGAUACAGAUUAGAAGGUGAAAUUGAGGCUGUAUGGCAAAAAGUUCACUUGGUUGUGCAAUUCGAACUCGGUCGAUUGGACUACCCAACUCAUCCCAGUUUCAGAAAUCUUUCAUUGGGUUUUAACUUUGACAAGGCAAAGGUCUUGAGGCAAAUGACAAAUCUUAUAAACGCUGGGAUAUCAAUUUUCGAAAGAAAAGGUGACACAACUAGCCUCAGGUCCGUGCUGUAUUUGGGAAGGUGUUUGAGUGCGAAAGCCUGGGAAAACACCGCACUAGAACUGACUCAAAUAGAAGGGAUUGAUAAAGGAGUCGCAAGAAAACUCGAAACCAGCAAUAUUCACUCUAUCAAAGAAGCACUGCAACUCCCUAGAGAGAGCUUCCACCGGCUCGGAAUCAAGAACAGUGUCAUGAUAUACGAUCAGUUGAGAUCAUUUCCCCAAAUCCAUCUGAAAGCUAAAAUCAUCAGGAAUGCAUCAACUGCUGAUCUUUUAAAAGUAGCGAUGGUGAUUACUACACCAAUCGAGUAUAUUCCAAACUACGACAGCUCAGAUUGUACAAUACUGAUUCAUGGUAGAAAUACAAAGGAGCUCAUCAAAUACAUGAAGAUUCCGCUGCGCCAAAUGAGCGGCGACUUGGAAAUUAACCUGGAAGUGAAUGCUCAAUUGAAUGAGAAGAUUGUUAUCUAUGCAAAUUUCACCGAUAAAGUCGGGUCCGGAACGGAGGUAUCUUUAUCUUGUUUGCCAUCAAUUGAUGAAAGCGAUUUCUCAGAUGAAGAAGACGUAGAAUUGAUGCUAAUUGAAAGGGAGAAGCGAAAAUGUGAGGAACAGGCUCAAACGGAUGCUAAAAGACGGCGUGAAAAUUCUUUGGAAAUGACCGAGGAAGGCGUGUUCAGCGAAUUAGAACGAGAAGACUCUUCGAUGUCAAGUGUCACACCCGAGUAGUCUAAUGAAAAUAUUUAUUAGCGAUGAAUCUCAGGUGGCCUUCAUCAAUUUUCAUAUGGGAAUCGCUAAUUGUCAGGAAAUCUAUUUUGUUUUGUUCGUAAAGUGUUCUGAUGCCAAUGAGGUCGUCCUGGAAAGAGCUUGUUUCGUUGAAAGGAAUGAUCUCACCAGAAUCUGGAUCUAGGUCACAAAACCACGCUGUUUCUUUUGGAACUAACAUGUCAUCCUUCGAAAACAUCACCAUUACCAGCUUUUCAAGCUUUGUGAAGUUGUCAACAUACUCAGUAUCUCUGAUGAAUUCGUUAUUGACAAAUUUGAGGAAUGCUGAGUUUUCAAGAUAUUUCUCAAAGUUGUACACAUCUCUGAAAUAUUGAGCUUGAACAACAGAACUUUGAACCUUUUCGUUGUAAAUUUGCUUCUUGAGAAUGCUGUUCCUCCGUUCACAAAGCCAGUUACCUUCCGGACAAGGGGGAAGAUCAGUUACACCAUUAUGUGGCGAGCCAUAAGUGAUAAGUGUCUUAAUUGGUAAACCACAAAGCUCCAUUGCAGAACGAAGAAAUAGUCCACCUUGCGAGAACCCCAGCGCAUUAAAGCCAUUUUCCAGUUCUGGAAUAGAAUUAAGCUGAUUGCAAACGCCUCUAAUUUGAGUGUUAAGGUCUCCUAGAAAAGAGAGCUUCUGAUCUUUGGUCUCAUCAACGUCGAGAUAUACUGAAUGAACAAACACGUUAGGGAUCUCGUCUUCAAGUAGCGUUUUGACACUCUGCAUUCCCGUUGAAUUAUAAGUAUCUCCCAUACCGUGCCAAAUCACUACACUGGUAGGCUUUGAGUCCAAACAGCUAGCAGGUCUUUCUCUAGAAGAGUGUUUCUGAGAAAUCUCCAUAGAAAUGGCUGUUGAAAU
Messenger RNA from Ogataea polymorpha, 3571 nucleotides. RefSeq lists its product as uncharacterized. The record is from RefSeq and is a predicted model, not a curated record. Bases 1 to 2676 code for a protein of 891 amino acids. Lineage: Eukaryota; Fungi; Ascomycota; Pichiomycetes; Pichiales; Pichiaceae. The transcript has a single exon. Gene Ontology annotation, molecular function: ATP binding; nucleic acid binding.